This is a messenger RNA of Spizellomyces punctatus DAOM BR117, 1377 nucleotides long. RefSeq lists its product as uncharacterized. Bases 50 to 1153 code for a protein of 367 amino acids. The record is from RefSeq and is a predicted model, not a curated record. Lineage: Eukaryota; Fungi; Chytridiomycota; Chytridiomycetes; Spizellomycetales; Spizellomycetaceae. The transcript has 3 exons.
CUUUACAGCGCUCAGAUGGCCAACAUUAAUCUUUGCCGAAUGUCACACUAUGCAAAGAGCAAAGUUUGAAUACCACCUCAAUCUUGCCUCCGCAUGGCUACGACGAGGAAUUCUCUUCUUUUCAUUCUCGUCUGGUGAUGACCAUGACGAAGAACCGCUUGAGGAUACUUAUUAUCGGAAUGAAGGGGAUCCACCAAGCCGGUCAGAAAAGGAGUUCCAGCGAUAUCGAUAUGGAUUUUAUAGACUAUUUGCGGAGAUCACAAAGAAGGGCGAGUCGAAAUCAUAUCGCGCGCCCGAUACGAUAGAUGAAAGAGAAGACUUUGGUAGAUUUCUGGACAGAAUAAAGUUUAACGCCCAGAUUUCCUACGGACCUAUUACCUUCCUUCUUCAUCUCUACCUCCUCUACACUUACACAACUCGCACCAUCUUUUGCCCCUCCUCAAAAUACCUAUCCUUCAACCCAAACGCCGAAUGCCCACCACAUACUGUCACGUUCCUCGAUCACGUUUACGCCAUUUUGUUCGCCUUCUACACGGCAACAUUUAUAGCACAUUUCGUUUAUCCAGCAAUGGAACGCAUACUCCUUCUCUACGGGGUAUAUAUUGUGAAUGGGGCAGUAUGGACCGCGUGGUGGUUUUUGUCGGCCGAUGCGAUAGACAGAGCAAGGUGGAAAGGGAGAGGUGCAACGCGACCUGAUGGCGGAGUUGGGACGUGGACGACACUGUGGGUGCCGAUUCUUCAUUGGUGGCUUUUUCUCAUUGCCCGCAGGCGGGUAUUGGGCUUGAUUCACUGGGAACAUGAAAAUUGGCUGAUGCGAACGGACAGAUCAAUCGCGGAACGGGGCGUCAAAUCUCAAUUGUCACAUUACUUUUGCUACCAAUUGUGGGCAUAUCUUUCUUCAGCGCUCCCAAUACUCACAUGGGACUGGCUGAUAAAGCCACAAGGGCCGUUUGCAUGGCAAUCCACAGACUUGCCCAAUUGGCCGGGUUCCUUCAAGGUGACGAUGUUGGCAGCAAUCAGCACUUGGGGCCUGAAGAUUUUCUUCAGCUUCCUUCAUUUCCAAUGCUCUUGUGUGGCAUGGACUGAACCUUUUCGGAGGGGACUGAUAAUUAAUGCUUUUGAAGGAGAACUGAGAGUCGGUAUAAUUUAUUGAUUUAGGCACGCUGCUGUGACUUUGCAAACAACUAGCCUGCCCAUGUGACGUUGGGUCGCUCUAAGUAUAUAAAGAUUCCACCUAGCUAGCAUAGCAACGAUAGAUAGUAGCGACAGAGUUACUAGUGAUACAGCGAAGCUGCUAUUGCUGGAUAUGUACGUGUAGAGUCCAGAUUUCCAUACACCGAUUUAUACACGUAUGGUGUCAGGCACAACUCCAAUAGC